CAUUCUGUAGCCAACCAAAUGGGGAGAUCAUUCUGUAGCCAAUCAAAUGGGGAGACCAUUCUGUUCUGCGGCUACGUGCCACACAUGCACAUAGUCAAUGACUUAGUCGAUUAUUGGACGUAAAUAAAGUAAACAUCUGUCUCUGGUCUCUGUGUCUUAAUAUUGUGACAGAUGCCAGCACUUCUCGGUAUUGUGAUGGCGCGUUCCUAUAGUAUGUAUAGUCAAGACCAGCACGCAGUUCUCAGCGGGGUCGUUAUGAUGAAUUUCGAUAUAAUAAAUCCACUGCCACAGAUGGUGUGUGAACACAGUGUGGCCGUGGUUACCCAGUGGAACAUGCACGCUUAAGGCACAAUGAAUGGUGAUGGCGCUUUUGACAGCGCAUCGACGCCGCUUUUUCUCAACCAAAUCAAGGGAGGUAAGAAGUACGUGGAGAGUUGUCCCGCCGACUUGAGCGGCAGCGUCGAGGAGAAGAAGGACCGAAAUUUCGGCGCCAUAUUUGAACUGAGAAAGACUCUGAUCGAGCGGCGCCGGUGGCUGGUCGACGUCGAGUUCGUGAUGGCGAUGGCCGGGAUAGUUUUCAUGAUGGCCGAGAACGAACUGUUUUACAACAACUCCUUCGAGAAAGGAACGUCCGUGUCACUGAUUCUUAAGACUUUCACCACCUUGACAACGGCAGUGCUUCUAGUCUCAAUAUGUCUGUACUAUCACACUGGGAUCGCCAUUCGAAUGGUGGACGGUAAGGUGGACGACCCGUUCGCCGUGACGCCGGUGUGGACGUGGGUUGGGUUGGUCGUCGAGAUUCUCGUCUGCGCCGUGCACCCUUUUCCUGGCGACGUCCAAGUAUCGCUGACGUCACCAUCCGGAGAUUACCGAUCUCAGAGCAUUGACGGAAUUCUGUCGGUCGUCAUGAUGUUCAGACUCUACCUCGUGGGCAGGUUCGUCGUCGUUCACAAUCGGCUUCUCACGGACAGCUCAACGCAAAACAUUGGCGCCGUUAGCAAGGUCAAAGUGAACAUGACGUUCGUUUUCAAGGCCGCAAUGGCCGACAUGCCGGGUAUCCUGAUAACCCUGAUCAUGCUCACCAUGUACUCGGUGAGCGUUUGGUCGAUGCGGACUUGCGAGCUCUACUACACUGGCACCUCUCUCAGCACCAGUCUAUCGGAAGCGAUGUGGCUCUCAGCCAUGACCUUUCUCACUGUGGGUUACGGUGACCUGACUCCCACGACUCAGUGCGGUCGAUUCAUCGCCGUUGCGACGGGCUUGGGCGGAUUGGCGACCACGGCUCUGUUGGUGGCCGUCACGGCUCGGCGCUUGGAACAGACGAGAUCGGAGAGAUACGUCCACAGCUUCCACAACAAAAUACACCUUUUACACAAGAAAAAAAACGCCGCUGCCAACAUAGUGAAAUAUUCCAUCAAACUAUGGACGCUAAAAUGUCGACCCAAAACCUCGUCGUUGUCUUUAACGAUAACCAACUGGAAGUUACGUAAUGCCAUCCGGACAAUACGGCUUACUCGUUUUUCAUUGGCUGAGCACGAGGAUGCCUCAGUCAGCGUUAUUGAGGUCUCCGACAUGGUCUCCAGACUCAGCGACGUCGUGGAUUCUUCGUUCCGGAAACAGAAAGAUCUUUACAAAUAUAUGCAAAAGCUCGAGACAGACAUACUGGAAAUUAAAGACGAACUUAGAAAGCGAAAGUCGUAGUAGUUAUGUGCGUGCACGUAGACACGGGUAGUGCGCUUUUGGUUACCCCUUGCAUCAACUAAUCACAGUCAAAGAAGUUUUGUUGUGAAACCUAAAACGUCAUCAUCAGUGGAGGAUGUAAGGUGUGACCCUGGGACGCUACUCCCCUCGGCACCCCUCAGGUGGCGAAGUGUAGCAUACCUAUGCUGUCCCUGUUGUUCCACGCGUUUAGUAUUACUUAACUAUCUGCUCACCAGAGGACGGAUUCAGUUGGAUGGAGCAAAAUGGCUGUGCCCGCUAUAUAUACUUGUAUAAUAACCGUCACAUUUUUACCGUUUUGUUAAUUAAAUAUACCGUAUUUCCUCAAAUAAGCGUCGGUCUAUUAGAGGAAAUACGGUACCAAUAUACUUUUUUAUAUAUAUAUAAAACAGUUUAUUCCAUGAAAACGAAUUGCCGCAUUUACAUUUGCUUUAUACUCCCAUGGCUUGAGUAUAGUUGGUAACAUUUUAAACAGAUUGUUUUCUACAACCCUUUAUUCAACUGCAAUGUAGCAAGUAAAAAUGCAUGAAGGAUGCAUGGUAUCAAUAUACUUGCUGAUAUUAAGCAACAAUGUACAUUAAAUAUAAUUCAAUAUGCAUACCAGUACAAAAGCCUUGCCUGAUCGUCCCUAAACAUUCAUCCAUUCUCUUUAAAUAUCCGGUAUCCCGGAUCCGUGUCUGAUUAUGAGGCACACAUAAGGUAACCAAUAUGUGGCAAAAUGUAAUAAAAUGUAUUUUAAAAUGCGGCAAAUAAGCAAUUAGUUACAAAAUCCAGGCGAAUACAACUUUAUUGACAAUAAGAAAACCGCAGUAUUACAAUUAUUGUCUUAUUUUUGUUGGCUGUAAUUUACCUUGAUGUGUUCUGGUCGAGUGGUGUAUUUUCUUCAACUUCUUCGAAAUGGAGGUAUCUGGCGUUGUAGGCUACUCAUGCCUCGUAGUGGAAAAACACUUAAAGGUACACGUCUUCUGAAUCAGCAUUCAGAAACAUGCAUCCCGGGAGCCUGCACUGUGUGUAUGUGUAUAAAAAGUUAAAAUUUGUUCUGUUUACCGAUACCACUAGAGCACAUUGAUUUAUUAAUCAUUGGCUAUUGGAUGUCAAACAUUUGAUAAUGUUGACAA
Gigantopelta aegis is the source of this 2837-nucleotide messenger RNA. RefSeq names its product small conductance calcium-activated potassium channel protein 2-like. The transcript is spliced from 2 exons. NCBI's taxonomy places the organism in Eukaryota, Metazoa, Mollusca, Gastropoda, Neomphalida, Peltospiridae. Bases 352 to 1701 code for a protein of 449 amino acids. Gene Ontology annotation, biological process: potassium ion transmembrane transport. Gene Ontology annotation, molecular function: small conductance calcium-activated potassium channel activity; calmodulin binding. The record is from RefSeq and is a predicted model, not a curated record. Gene Ontology annotation, cellular component: neuron projection; plasma membrane; neuronal cell body.